AACACAUGUGAUUAUCUUUUACCCAACUGAAAUUUUCAUUGUUUUUAUAAUUCAUAGUUUGCAGAACAGGCAUGGUCUUAACGUGGGAGAAAUCUCCCGUUUAAACAUUUUGUCAAACAAUAGGCGAUAGUCACGAGGUUUCCUCGAGUUGUUGGAAUGCCUUCUAAAUCCCUCUCAAUCCCACCACCUGUACACACAUUUGCUAACAAUCUCAACUCGUAAAUUCCUCCAUUUCUUCUGUGUAGAGAUAUCCAAAACACCCACCAUGUCAUCCCUCAGCAUUACUCCACUGUCUUUAGCUUCUGCAAACAAAGAGCUGCAAAAUUCUACAUUUACAAGAAAAGCCUGUUUUUCCCAAUUCAAAGGACUCAGUGCAAAAAGAAAUUCUACAUGUACAAUUUAUACAACUGGUCGAAGGAAUGAGAAGAUCAGAGCAAUGGCUGCCGCUGCUCCUAAGAGAGAAGAUGAUCCAAAGAAGCGGGUCGUUAUAACUGGAAUGGGGCUAGUCUCUGUUUUUGGAAACGAUGUUGACACUUUUUAUGAAAAGCUUUUGGAGGGACAGAGUGGCAUUGGGCUUAUAGAUCGGUUUGACGCUACUUCUUACAGUGUUAGGUUUGGAGGACAAAUAAGGGAUUUUUCUGCAAAGGGAUACAUUGAUGGGAAGAAUGACCGUAGGCUUGAUGACUGCUGGAGAUACUGUAUAGUUAGCGGGAAAAAGGCGCUUGAAAGUGCUAAUCUUGGCAAGGAAAACUUGGACAAGAUAGACAAAACCCGUGUUGGAGUGCUGGUAGGAACAGGGAUGGGUGGCCUUUCAAUAUUCUCCGAUGGAGUAGAGGCUCUUGUGCAGAAGGGAUACAAACGAAUCACACCCUUUUUCAUCCCUUACUCUAUUACAAACAUGGGAUCUGCAUUAUUGGCAAUUGAUACAGGAUUAAUGGGUCCAAACUACUCAAUUUCAACAGCAUGCGCAACAGCAAAUUACUGUUUCUUUGCAGCCGCAAACCAUAUUCGCCGAGGUGAAGCAGACAUUAUGCUUGCAGGUGGUACAGAAGCUGCUAUUGUUCCAGUAGGGGUGGGCGGGUUUAUUGCUUGCAGGGCUCUUUCAAACAGGAAUGAUGACCCUCAGACAGCUUCAAGACCAUGGGACAAAGAGCGUGAUGGCUUUGUCAUGGGUGAAGGUGCUGGUGUGCUGGUUAUGGAAAGUCUUGAGCAUGCAAUGAAGCGAGGAGCUCCAAUUAUAGCUGAAUACCUGGGUGGAGGUGUCACUUGUGAUGCACAUCAUAUGACAGAUCCCCGGUCUGAUGGGCUUGGUGUCUCAACAUGCAUCACAAAAGCCUUGGAAGAUUCAGGAGUUUCGUCUGAGGAGGUCAACUACAUCAAUUGUCAUGCAACAUCCACACUAGCAGGAGACCUGGCAGAAGUUAGUGCUAUCAAGAAGGUCUUUAAGGAUACUUCUGGCAUAAAAAUGAACGGAACAAAGUCAAUGAUUGGGCAUUGCCUUGGUGCUGCUGGUGGACUGGAAGCAAUAGCAACUAUUAAGGCUAUCACUACUGGGUGGCUUCACCCCACAAUUAAUCAGUUUAAUCCAGAAUCGGAUGUUACGAUUGACACCGUUCCAAAUGUAAAGAAGCAGCAUGAAGUACAUGUUGGUAUCUCAAACUCAUUUGGAUUUGGUGGACACAAUUCAGUGGUAGCUUUUGCUCCAUUUAAUCCCUGAAACUGGAUUCUAGAUCAAGAUCUUGAUUUACGUACCUUUUCUAGCAGUUACAGUCAAUUGAUUUGGGGCAGAAAUUUUGGAUAUUCUAAUUGUGAUCGAGAGGGUCAGGGCUGCUUUAGGCUGUUUUCAUUUCUCCCAGAUGAAUCAGUUGCAGAAGUCAUGCUUUGGACAAGUUAAUAAUUUCUUAUUUAGACAGGAUUUUGCAGAUUAUUUAUGCUGCACUCCAUUUUUUAGCACAUGUUGCAAAGGCAGUUGAACUCCAAAUUCAGCUUUAGUGCAAUAGAUUAGCAGUAGAAAUCAAGUCAUGUCCAGUUAUUUUUAAAGAGCUCAAAGAAUUCAUCCAUGUACAAGGCCAUUUUAUUGUUGGUUCACUUGAUGCAGAAAAUUCUGCAUGGACAACUAUAAAUUCAAUCUUGGAUUUCUUGUGCCAGUGGUAUUUUCAAAGCCAAUAAAAAUUGUAAUGUUCCCUCAA
This is a messenger RNA of Cryptomeria japonica (Japanese cedar), 2189 nucleotides long. RefSeq names its product 3-oxoacyl-[acyl-carrier-protein] synthase I, chloroplastic. The transcript has 8 exons. Gene Ontology annotation, biological process: fatty acid biosynthetic process. The record is from RefSeq and is a predicted model, not a curated record. Lineage: Eukaryota; Viridiplantae; Streptophyta; Pinopsida; Cupressales; Cupressaceae. The coding region runs from base 266 to 1717 and encodes 483 amino acids. Gene Ontology annotation, molecular function: 3-oxoacyl-[acyl-carrier-protein] synthase activity.